UCUAUUUGAGCAGUCGUCGUGCACUCGUGCUUCCACAGUUCCGCUAGAGGAAAAAAGCCUAUAGAAGUUAGAAGUAGAAGAAUGCCGAGGGUGACACCGAUUUUGCGCAAAGCUCGUAAAGCUCUUCAAGAUUCGGAUUUGGUUAAGGCCUUGCAGACUGAGAUCACACACGAGCUCUCCUCCACUCCCUUUCAGGAUGACCAAAGUCACUCUCCGGGGGAUUUUGUGGUGGAAUGGGACUCACCACAGUCCCAAGAUGUGGUUUUACGAAGAAAUUGUGAGUCGGGGGAGGAGGUUGCAGUCUCAGCGGUGCUUGGUCCAGUGACUUAUGGAAAAGAGGGAGUGUUUCCGAGGGAUGUUUUGAUGAAAGUAUGUUUGAAAAAGCCUGGCCUGAGCUCAAUGUUGCAGUUUGAUUGUGGUGUUUUUGAGGGAGGUAAUGAAGGGUCUCAGUUUGACAUCCAUAAUGCCUAUUAUAUCCAAUCACCUACUUGUGUGAGCCCUUCAGACUACAGAGGCCCCUUAUUCAGCUCUUUAGACCCUCAAUUACAAGAUGCACUCAAGGAGUACCUAGUUGCAAGGGGAAUAGGAGAAAGCCUGACCAAUUUCCUCCUCCACCACCUACAUAAAAAGGAGCAAGGUCAAUAUGUGAACUGGUUAAAAAUACUUGAAUCAUCAGUGGCAAAAAUUCACUAGCUUGGCCUUAAGUGCUGGGUCCAAACUUCUGCCCCUCUAUGGAUUUCUUUAAUAGGAAAGUUUGCAGUAAAAGGCAGGUGUAUCAACAACAAAAUACCAUAAAUCCCUGCAGCCCUUCAAUUAUAGUGUGAAGAUACGUCGGCCUCCAAAAGAACUUCAUUGAAUCAAAAUUUGAUUAAAGGAAAAAGGAAUGCCUCUAUUCAAUGUUGCUGGAUUUUUAAGGCAAUACAGAAUCUAAUUACUAAUAGAAUAUCAGACAAAACCUUGGUUGCUGCA
Molecule: messenger RNA, 969 nt
Organism: Quercus lobata
Lineage: Eukaryota; Viridiplantae; Streptophyta; Magnoliopsida; Fagales; Fagaceae
Product: Mitochondrial glycoprotein family protein
Exons: 4
Coding region: 82-693 (203 amino acids)
Cellular component (GO): mitochondrial matrix
Source: RefSeq, a predicted model, not a curated record